AAUGUUUGGUCGCCACCUAUUUUAGGCAAAAAUAAAAUUUCCCUUUUCCAGUCGAGAACCCUUCUUCCCUAAUUCAAUCAUUUUGCCCUAAAUAUUCAACCUUGCUAAUAUUUGCAACUCCAAAUCUUCACAUUUGUGUGAAUCUCAGCAAGAAUCCGUGAGCAAGAAACGAAUUACUCACUCAAUCGAUCUGCCGAAAUGGCGGGCACCGGAAUCCACCCCUACCACCAGCAAUGGCCGCCAAUUCCCGCCCCUCCUCCGUCCGCCGCCGCACCGCCGCCACCUCCUCCCCACCCCCACCCGCACCCGCACCAGCCGGCGCUUCCUAUGGACAACUCCGCCUCCCGCCCUUCUAACGACGAGGUGCGUACGAUAUUUAUUUCGGGUUUACCGGAGGAUGUGAAGGAGAGGGAGCUGCAGAAUUUGCUGCGGUGGCUGCCGGGGUACGAGGCGUCACAGGUGAACUUCAAAGGCGAGCAUCCGAUGGGCUUCGCGCUGUUCGCCACUGGCCAGCACGCUAUUGCUGCCAAGGAUGCACUUCAGGAUAUGGUGUUUGAUGCGGAGUCGAAGUCUCUCUUGCACACUGAGAUGGCAAAGAAGAAUCUAUUUGUGAAGAGGGGGAUAGUUGCUGAUUCCAGUGCUUAUGACCAGAGUAAACGCAUGCGAAUAGGUGGUGAUUAUACACACACUGCUUAUUCAACAUCUCCUUUUCAUCCUCCCCCACCAGCUGUUUGGGGACCACAUGGGUAUAUGUCCCCAGCUCCACCCCAUUACGAUCCAUAUGCAGGUUAUGCUGUUCCUCCCGUGCCAAUGCCUGCUCCAGCUCCUGUACCUGCACCUAGCAGUUAUGUACCUGUCCAGAAUAACAAAGACAACCCUCCUUGUAAUACCCUUUUCAUCGGCAAUCUGGGUGAGAAUAUCAAUGAAGAUGAGCUCCGGGGCCUCUUUAGUGUCCAACCUGGUUAUAAGCAGAUGAAAGUAUUGCGACAGGAAAGGCAUACUGUGUGCUUCAUCGAAUUUGAAGAUGUAAACAGUGCGACCAACGUGCACCACACCUUGCAGGGUGCUGUUAUACCCAGUUCCGGUGCUGUUGGAAUGCGUAUUCAAUAUUCGAAAAACCCGUUUGGGAGAAGGAAGGACUCAGUCUACCAAACUCCUCCCCAAAAUGUGAAUGGAAUUCCUCCUGCAAUCAACUACCAGUAGCUUGAAGGGGGAUGUAUCUCAUUCCAUAAGCCCCGACAACUGCAAGCACUGUUUGAUAAGGAUGCAUCAUGCAGCUGUUGCACUCAUCCCAUUCAUCAUCUCAUCAACAUCAGCAUCCCUUCACUUAUAUACAUAUCUAUAUAUAUGUGAAUGCACUCUGUGGAAAACAUUUUGUCGAUCCAUUUAGAAUCUAGAUACACAGGACAUGCAUUCAAGGCUGUGCUAUCUCCUAGUUUUAUAUGUUGAUCUGUUGUGAUCUGUUAUUGCAUGGUUUUGUAGUGGCGUAAAAUCUACUUGCUUUUGUCUGAAAUUUGAUGCAUUUUGAAUCCACUGAAGCAAUGUGGUGUAUGUCCAGAUCAAUUCUUGACACCAACUACAUCACGACAUGAUCAUUAUUUUUCAUCAUUCGAAAUCCCAGAAACCUCACACUUAGUGAUAGCUCCAUUCAACUUAGUAAAACCAUCACAUUCCUCAUCAGGCAUCCAUCAUUCUGGAAUUUGAACCUCUUGCACCCAUGAACCUUGGCAUCCAUGAUCCACCGGCAUAGCAUUGCCGUCUGUUGGAAAAUCUAAUGGUGUUAUGCAGGUUGACGAAGAUGCCCGAGCUCAUAUUCUGCAGAACAGAACUUGAUGAGCUGCACCAAAGGUAGUAUUGCUUUUAGGUAGUUUCUUGCCCUUUUGUCUCUGCAUAUUUCGCCCAACCCUUUGACUGAUAUGUUAUGGUGUCUUUGUUUAAGUGUGAAAAUCAAGAAUCCUUUAUUUUAUGCUAAAA
Salvia splendens (bonfire salvia) is the source of this 1974-nucleotide messenger RNA. RefSeq names its product RNA-binding protein, mRNA-processing factor 2a-like. Gene Ontology annotation, molecular function: RNA binding. Bases 199 to 1203 code for a protein of 334 amino acids. The record is from RefSeq and is a predicted model, not a curated record. Lineage: Eukaryota; Viridiplantae; Streptophyta; Magnoliopsida; Lamiales; Lamiaceae. The transcript has 9 exons.